Messenger RNA from Colletotrichum gloeosporioides, 288 nucleotides. RefSeq lists its product as uncharacterized. The record is from RefSeq and is a predicted model, not a curated record. Lineage: Eukaryota; Fungi; Ascomycota; Sordariomycetes; Glomerellales; Glomerellaceae. Bases 1 to 288 code for a protein of 95 amino acids. The transcript has 3 exons. Gene Ontology annotation, biological process: defense response to fungus.
AUGCAGAUUGCUAAAGUUGCGCUCUUCCUUUUCGCUGCCAUCGGCGCGGCGGCGAAUCCCGUUGAUGUUGAUGGCAGCGGCUUAGACGUCGGAGUCUCCGGCGGAGAGGACAUGAACACGUUCAUAACGUACACUGGGAAAUGCAGCAGAGGCAGAAACUAUAAGGAGGACACGUGCAAAUUCAAGGGGCAAAAGGGCAAGACCACCAUUGUGCGGUGCCCAAGGUUUGCCAACCAGAGGUGCACAUGGGACAGCUACAAGCGGACUACCAAGUGCAACUACAAGUAG